CUCCUUAGCAGCCUGGAGUUAAACUACCGCUGCUGGACCCCCUCACUUCCAGUUAUUCAGAGCGAUCUCCAUGGAGCCGGCUUGGCGACAGCAGGGGAGAGGGCGCGGCCGGGGUCAGACGAGGGGUCAGACUCCUGGUGACUUGUUGCCAGGGCGACCCCAGAGAGAAGAAGAUGGGGUGAGUGUGGGACGAGGACGGGGCGGUUCUGCUGUGACCACACUGCCCAAAACAGAACCUCCACCCAGUAAAGUCGUGUCCUCUCAGUCCAGAUUUGACGAGAUCAGGAAGUCCAACCAGGCUGCAGCUCAGCGACUGGUGGAGAAACAGUAUGCCUCCUCGUCUGAGGAGGAGGAUGAUGAUGAUGAUGAUGACGAUGAUGUUGAAGAUGGAAGGCUUGGUAAACGAGGGACGAUCCUGCAGUCGACGCUCACUGCGUACACCAACCAGAUGGGAGGCGACGUGUCGGACUUGGAGCGAACCCGUCAGUACCUGAACGAGGCGUUCCAGUCCGGAGCCAUAACCUGCCUCAUCUGCAUCGCAUCUGUGAAGAGAACACAAGCGGUAUGGAGCUGUGUGGGAUGUUAUUGUAUUUUCCACAUCCCGUGUAUUCAGAAGUGGGCCAAAGACUCCAUCUUCUUGGUUUCCUCGGUAACAGACGAGGAUUUUGGGAAGAAGGAACACCCCUGGCCGUGUCCUAAGUGUAGGUAUGAGUACUCUCCUCAUCAGACUCCGUGUCGUUAUUAUUGUUACUGCGGUAAAGAGGUUGACCCCGCCCCCGACCCCUGGCUCCUCCCACAUUCCUGUGGACAGGUGUGUGACAGGGAGUUCAAACCGUCCUGCGGACACCGCUGCCUGCUGCUGUGCCAUCCAGGCCCGUGUCCCCCGUGUCCGAAGAUGGUGAGCGUGUCGUGUCUGUGUGGGAAAGCGGCUCCGGUUCCUCGGCGCUGCAGUAAUAAAGGCUGGAACUGCGGUAAAACCUGCGGCCGCACGCUGCCCUGCAGGAUCCACACCUGCACACACACCUGUCACGCAGGUGUGUGUGAGCCGUGUCCCAGGGUCAGUGUACAGAAGUGUGUGUGUGGGAGGAGAUCAGCGGAGCGUCAGUGUGCCAGUCCACUGUGGAACUGCGACCAGGUGUGCGGGCGUCCGUUGCCGUGUGGGAAUCACACGUGUGAGCGCGUGUGUCACGCGGGUGCGUGUGGAGAGUGUCCUCGCGCGGGGAACCGGACCUGCCCCUGCGGGAAGAGCAAGUGCGCUCUGCCCUGUACGGCUGAUGUUCCCACCUGUGGGGACACCUGUGAUAAGAAGCUGGACUGUGGGUUACACAGCUGCUCCAUGCGCUGCCAUAAAGGACCCUGUGAAACCUGCAGACAGGAGGUGGAGAAACAGUGUCGCUGUGGGCGCUACACUAAACGCAUGCCGUGCCAUAAGGAGUGUCUGUGUGAGUCCAAAUGUAACAAGACACGAAGCUGCAACAGACACCAGUGCAGGAGGAAGUGCUGUCCAGGUAACUGUCCUCCCUGUGAUCUGAGCUGUGGCAGGACGCUCGGCUGCAGGAACCACAAGUGCCCGUCGGUGUGUCAUCCAGGGAGCUGUUAUCCGUGUCCGGAGGUGGUUCAGGUGAAGUGUGCGUGUGGUUCCACUUCUCUGAGUGUUCCCUGUGGGAGAGAGAAAAGCACCAAACCUCCUCGCUGCAAAGAGCUCUGCAGGAGUCCUCCAUCGUGUCAUCACCCCUCUCGAGAACGCCACAGGUGUCAUUUUGGCACAUGUCCGGUCUGUAAGCAGGUGUGCCAGCUGCCCUUACCUGGCUGUACACACCUGUGCCCAGCGCCGUGUCACGACCAGGUGCUGCUCAAAUCCAACCAGCGGGCUCCGUUAGCUGGUCCGUGGGAGCAGCCAGCAGCUCCAGCGUUUGAGUGUAAGGCUCUGCCCUGCCCUCCCUGCCAGGUCCCCAUACCAACGGCCUGCCUGGGGGAACACGAGGUGAGCCCAGUCCUGUGUCACGCUCAAGGGCCGUUCUCAUGCGGCCGGCCAUGCGGACGAACUUUGACCUGCGGUAACCACAGCUGCAGCCUAGAGUGUCACUCAGUGACCCCUGACCCCAAAAUAGAGAAGACAGAGGCUGGUAAGGAGUGUGAGCAGUGUGAAGAGACUUGCUCUAAGCCCCGCCCCCCCGGUUGCCCUCACCCCUGUGCCCUCCCCUGUCACCGUGGCGACUGCCCCCCCUGCACCCAGAUGAUCAGACAGCGCUGCCACUGCAAGAUCACCAACCUGUACAUCGAAUGCCUGAAGCUGACGUCGGCUGAUGAAGAGGCCGAAAAUCUGCUCACCUCCUGCAAGAACCAGUGUCCUAAACAGCUGAAGUGUGGUCACCGCUGUAAGGAGCUCUGUCAUGCGGGAGACUGUGUGGAGAACUGCAGCCAGAGAGUUAAAGUGAAGUGUCCAUGCAAGAGGAUCAAGAAGGAGUUUGCCUGCUCUCGCGCCCAGCAGGAGGAGAACUUGGUGGUGUGUGACGACACCUGCAAAGAACUACAGAGGAAAUACGCUGAGGCUCGUGAGGCCGAGGAGAGAGCGAUAAAAGAGGAGGAGAUGAAGAAACAGCAGGCGGAGCUGGAGGCCUUCGAGAAGCGCCAGAAAGGAAAACGGAAGAAGAACAGAAGGAACACUGAAGUGGAGGCAGAGGAAGGGGCGUGGCUUAAAUACAGAAAGUACCUGCUGGUGCCUGUUUGUGGCAUCCUAUUGGCUGUUGGAGCCUUUUAUCUGCUGCAGGUCAAUUAGAGGAGGAAAUACUGGAUUAACCCCCGUGCAGCAUCUCGCGCACACGCACACCUGCAGAACUGGACAAACCUGUUUUACAGGAGAAUUUCACAGAUUUUUCAAAAUUUCAGUGAUUGAGAUGUGAACAGUCAUUCAGAGUGUUUGGUGUGAAAUAAUCGAUUGUAGAAUAUUUUUUUUUCUGUAAACUGUCGAAACCACCAGUGAACCUACACGAGUCUUCUGAGUUUAUAUGGAAUGUUGAUGAUGAAAAUAGUGGAAAAUCUGAAAUAAUCAGUUUUCUUUGGGGACUAAUUUGCCUCACAGCACCCUGCAUGUAUCCCUCCACCAUGAAUGGAGUUUAAGUUCUCUAAACUAUCAUAAAACAGUGUCUCAGUCAUCAGGCAGUGAAUUCAUAACCAUUUCAUGUAGGAACUUUCUGUGAGGGAGCUUUUAGAGGUGGACGUCUGGUUCCUAUCACCACCACUGUGAACAGUUCUGACUCUGUACGUUUAUCUAGAACAGCGUUUCACACCAAACCACUCUGAAUGACUCUGUUUACGUCUCAACCGCUUAAUUAUGCAGGAAUUUUGAAAAGUUGAUUUAGCUGACUGAUCUCAGGAGGCUCCGCCCACUAAUGUGCUCUUUCCUAGUUCUGCUGUGAGGUUGGGAGAACUGAAGCUGGUUAAAGUCCCUUUCAGGGGCUCCUGAUUGGUCCAGCUGUCUGAACGUUGGUCUUGUCGUUGGGAGAUUGUGAGUUUGAGCCCCAGUGAUUCCACAGCCGUCCAUCGUCAGGAGUCUAAGAGAUCAUAACUGGGUGGGCCGGGUGGUCCUCUCUCCACCCCAUCACUCAGCAUGAUGCUAGUCAACACAGUUCACUGAUGUAACUGCAUUAACAGUUGGUGUUCUCCUCCGAGCGCUUUGAGGUUAUUGGCUCUGCAUCAGUGACGGACCGUCACAUAUUUCUAAAGAAGCUCAUGCUCACUCACUCUCUUAGCACCACACAUGUGGUGGGGUGACCUAGAGAGCGGGUGGAACCGAACAUGACUAAACUUCGGAGAAAAAUGGGCAAAAACUUCCAGAACCUGCAGCGCACAGCUGGGUUUCUGUUAAAAUGUGUGUUAUAGUGUGAAUGAUGGUGAAUUUGUUUAGAGCUGCUUAGUUGAUCUGUCUCUGUUCUACAUUAGUUUAUAUUUACAUUAAUAAUAUAUUUUAGUUCAUUCUGAGCCACAGUUUCUCGUUAGGCUGCCUGAGGUGUUUACCAGCGUUCUGUAAAGCUCGUCCAGCCUCACAGCAGCGACUGGAAAAACACGUUUGAGGGCGGAGCCUGGAGAGGUCACUUAGCUUCAUGAACAGUGGUCACCAGCCCUGGUCCUGGAGAUCGACUGUCCUGUCGAUUACUGCAUGAUGACGACGUCUCAGACACAAAUAUUUCUGUAAACGCAGCGUCACAUGCUGGCUGGAAGGGAACUCUGCUGGAGCACAGAUCAAGAGGAGGGGCAAAGAUCUGCAGCGUAGAUCUCCAGGAUGGGCGUAGAUCUCCAGGUGGACCAAUGGGUUGGUCACCACAGUGAUGGAGCAAUGAACAAACUACACAGUCUGAAGUUUGGGGUGGAAAUCACUGCAGAACCUCACCCAGAUGCCCACACUGUGCAUCGGAAGCUGAAGUUAAAACCGUCAGAUGUAGUUUUUCAAAGCGGUGGGUGUGUUUGCCGAGGGGUGUUUUCCCCUGAGGGGUGUUUUCGCUGAGGGGUGUGUUCGCUGAGGGGUGUUUUUCGCUGAGGGCUGCGCAGGGUGGGCUUCAUUAUGACCAAGAUAAUGUACUGUAAUGGGGUUAUGUUAACACUGAUUCAUCCAAACUGCCACAGGAGCUCCUCUGGAGCUGUGAUUGGUCAGGAUGCUCACACUGAGGUUCAUUUCCGUGGUGAAGCCCUCUGAGAUGCCAGUAUUAUGAAGGUAACCAUCACAAACCAUCAACAAGCGACUCUGCAGAUCUAAUCAGAGAGAACUUUGUUUAAAGCAGGUUGUCGUGGGGUCCAGACAGCCGAGUGCGUGUCUGUGUUUGCUGAAGCGUCUCAGCUUCUCGUACCAAAACAGAACAAAGAAAUGCUUCCAUGUGUAAAUUUGACUCGCGUAGACUGAAGUACAGACGGGGAGACGACGUGAUCCUGAGUUGGGUUCUAAAAGCCUGAUUGAGUUUGAAGCUGAGUUUCUUUUGGUCCAGAGGCGAUGAUUAUUUGGAGUUUAAUGAAAUGUCCUCCUCCCUGAGGAGCAGGAAUGUGUGUGAUGUGAACACGUCGUGAAUAAAGUCACCCUUAAUUAAAGAAA
Molecule: messenger RNA, 5083 nt
Organism: Colossoma macropomum (tambaqui)
Lineage: Eukaryota; Metazoa; Chordata; Actinopteri; Characiformes; Serrasalmidae
Gene: nfxl1
Product: nuclear transcription factor, X-box binding-like 1
Exons: 23
Coding region: 71-2779 (902 amino acids)
Biological process (GO): regulation of DNA-templated transcription
Cellular component (GO): nucleus
Molecular function (GO): DNA-binding transcription factor activity, RNA polymerase II-specific; zinc ion binding; RNA polymerase II transcription regulatory region sequence-specific DNA binding
Source: RefSeq, a predicted model, not a curated record